AUGAAAGGAAAAGGGCGGAAGUACCAAGGAAUAGUAAAGCAAAUAAUAGCAACAUAUAUUAAUGUAAUUGUGGACGGUAACACGUGGAGGAGGAAAAAUGAAAGGGGAAAAGGGAAAGGAGGGGAAAAGGGACUGGUGGGAGGAAUGAAACCGGCCAUGAUCGGUCGACAUGACGCAGGCGGUCCCACCGGUAGCGGCACAUCACAGAUCCCUCCACCACUACACCCCUCCACUUUUCCAAACGAAAAUACGCAUUAUAGUGUACAUUUUCUCAGAGCGCAGUUCAAUAGAUGCCCACCCGGGUUUAAUGCCUUCCGUAGAUUUUAA
This is a messenger RNA of Cercopithifilaria johnstoni, 327 nucleotides long. Lineage: Eukaryota; Metazoa; Nematoda; Chromadorea; Rhabditida; Onchocercidae. The record is from the annotation of a GenBank genome assembly.